This is a messenger RNA of Gryllus bimaculatus (two-spotted cricket), 4127 nucleotides long. The record is from the annotation of a GenBank genome assembly. NCBI's taxonomy places the organism in Eukaryota, Metazoa, Arthropoda, Insecta, Orthoptera, Gryllidae.
AUGUUACCCAUUCAAACCGAUUCAUGUGAACGUGAGAAACAUUUCAAGCCAAGAAUAGCUAGCAAAUGCCCAGUUACACAUUUGGACGUUCUGCGUAAAAGAGCUUUGUGUGUCUCAGCGGAGGAGUCGAGCGCACGAGUUGUAACCCGAGGUUCCGUUGCUUCGCAGGACGAGACCAGCGUAAGCGAUGGGUUCCCGCGCACCAAGCCCAUCGACCUGGAGAAGCUGUUCACGCCCGCCACGGACUCGGGAGAAGUCACACCUUCCAGGAACAGGAAAAUGUACUCCUCGUCGAGCUUCUACUCUCCGCACCACCCGACGGUGGAGGACCAGGUGGAGCUGGCGCGGCGCAUCUCCAACUCGCUCUGCGACAUCAGCAACCAGCAGAGCAAGGGCCAGUCCAUGUACGUGAACCGCAUGAAGCGCUCCGUCAAGCGGACAGGGCAAGUGGGCAGGCAGGCUGGCAGGACCUUAAAAUACAACACAACAACUCCUCCUCCAAGUCUGCCAACUGGGCAGACAUCUUUACAGCAGGUUGGAGAGAGAAAGAGAAGGAAGAUGAAGACAAACAAAGAUAGAAGGAAUGAAAGAGAAAGAAAAAGAGAAAAAGGUUUUCCCCAGAGGAAGGAUGUAGACCCAGGGCCAAGCUCUGAGGCAGGGAUGACCACACGAGUUGGCUGGAUACCUUGCAUUGGGGCUCCACCCCCACCUGGAACAGUAACCUACCUGCCCAAAAAGAGAGGUUCUUUUUCCAAUGAAGGACAAGGGCAGAAAAAUGCUCCAGAUGCCCCUGAAACCCCUGGCAAUGAGAACCAUCUCUCAUUCAAAAUACCAAAUGUGGGACCUAAGGAGAUGAAAUUCAAUGAAAGUAAGCCAGCUCUAAAACUUGUGAUGGAUCCUCGUGGCCAAGUGCAAGAUAUCACAAGUCUGCGACGCCAAGGCUACAACAUUGAAGCCCAGCUAAGUCCUGAAGUUUGCUUCGACUUAGUUCGGGAUCUCAAUGCACCAAAGGGGAAAGGAGCCGAGCUGUUUGCUAAACGCCGGAAGAGAUCCGAGAAAUGGGUUGUUGAUGAAAAUACCGUAAAGACUCACUCCACUACCACAACAAGUGAAAUAAUACAGUCAUCUACAUCAUCAACUAGCAUUCUCCAGCAUCAGACCAGUAUGACUGGUCCUGGCAAGAUUCCGCCACCUGUCUCAUCCCACAUUGAUCCCAAACGAGCUGAACACGCUCAGAAACUGAAUGAAAUACAGGAGCGUUUCACUUUGCCAAGACUGCGAAUGGUUAAGACUCCUUGGGAGGCUGCACUGGAAACAGGCUCAGUCGAAACUGCUUUUGAGGAAGUUGCUCCCCUGCAGCCUCGUGGCUUUGUUGCUGCUCCUACUCCUGAGGCUAUGAACACAUUUAUGAGUUCAAUGCAACCUCAGCCACAGCCACAGCCUCCACUACCGCAGCAACCACUGGCUCAACCACCCCCAGCACAGCCUUGGGCAUCUACCACCACAGCAACAUCAACUAUGUCAUCAGCCAACAUACGCCAGUCAUUGAAUCAGCGAGUGUCCAGCCAAGAAAAAGAUUCUUUGUACAAGCCAAAAGUCCCCAGAGGAUGGUCAUUUCAACAGCAGCAGCAGCAGCCACAGACUUAUGGUUUCAAGGAGUUUAACUUAUCUUCCAUCUCAUCCGCUGCAGCAACUAACAGAAGUUCAGCAGCUUCUGUUGCAGCACCAGCUGCAACAACUAACAGCUUAGCUGAAGAAACAAAUAUUCCCCCUGCUCGAGUAGCUACUCCAACGUUCCGCCCAACAACUCCUUUCUCCGUUUACAUCCCAGGGGCUACUCCAGCUCCUUCUACUCCCCAGCCCCUGGCCCCAGAAGUCAGUAAACCUGAACCCAUCCCCCCGCCGCCCCCUGCUGCCCCUGAACCUCCUCCUCCUGCUCCCCCUGCUCCCGUGAGUGCCCUGGCUGAGAAGAAAGAGUCACAGGAAUUACAGCAGGCUUUAACUAAUAUUGCUGAAGGUAAUUCUACAACUGAAACUCAAAGUAUAGCCAUUUCUCAGUCUCAAGCUACAGUCAGCAGCUAUACAGAAUCAUCAAGUGUCACAACUGAAGUAGUAAAAGAACAGCAAAUUUCAUCUAGCUUCACUUCUGAAGUCAAGGAGGAGCAAGUUUCAUCAAGUGUCAGCUCAGAAAUAAAGGAAGCUGCUAUUCAAAAUGAACAAGUAAUCAAAGCACCAACGCCAGCUCCAGAACUUCAAUCCACAACGCAAACAUCUUUCCAAGCUUCAGCAGCCGAAAGUAUUCAACAAGUGAGGGAAGAAAAAGUCUCUUCCAUUCAAGCUCCAGUGCCAUUUUCAGCUCCGGCACCACUUCCAACUCCAGCUCCAUUUUCAGCUCCAGCACCUCUCCCAACCCCUGCACCAACUCAAUUGCCUACCUUUAAACCUUUGCCUACAACAUUUGCACCACCAAACAUUACUCCUUCAUUGCCAUCGCAACCACAACCCUACAGUCCUCAAGCAAUGCAAAGAAGUGAAGUGAGUUCACAGCAGAUGGCUGAAGCCAAAGAAAAUAUCAUAGAAUAUGCAAAGGCUCAUCAACAACAGCAAGAAAUGUAUAGUGAAUUUGAGAGUGGAGUCUCUUAUGAAACGAAACAACCUGUUAGAUCGUUAAUUCAAACAUUUGAGCAAGGCAGUCGACCACCUAUGAAGUACAAACAGAUUCAGAAAGAGCCACCUCCUGGGGUAUUUCCACCAUCUCAGUCAGGAAAUAUGUAUUAUGUUGCAAAUGCAAGAGUUGAAACAAGGCAGUUUGCUGCACCACAAUCUACUCAAAUAGUUUCAACUCAGCAAUCUGUAGAAUCAGGAAGCUCUUUUCAGAAAUUCUCUUCUUUCUCCUCAAGCCAGCAGCAGAGUGAAACUAAAGUUAUUCAGCAGACUUCCAGUCAGGCAAAUUAUCAAGUACAGCAACAGCAAACACAAAAUUUUCUAAGUCAACAAACUUCUUUACCAACCCUAGGUUCCCAGAGCCUGCCUCAAUCCCAAAGUUCAGCAUCAGUAGGGGCACAGCAGCAGCUACUAUUGCAAACUGCAGGCAAGAUGAGGAUAUUUUUUUCUGUUUUGCUAGAGAUUUUUAAUUUUGAAAACCCUACUUUGCAGCAUUAUUUUUUCAGUUCGCUACCUGCUACACCAGCUGCUUCCUACCAGCCACCUCCUCCACCGCAGCAACAAACUGAUCUUUCAUCAUCUGGUAAAAAUUUCGGUAAUUUGAAUAACUACAACACUGCUCCUCGAGGAUGGGGGCAAGUCCAGGACUAUUACCGACCCGUAAUCUUUGUAGGAGCAACACGAGUCAGUUAAGCUGUGUAAAAUUCAUACAUCCACUGACUAGUGUUUACAAGGAUCAGAAUUUUCAGAUCCACAUCUAUUCUAUAAAAGUCAGUUUUUAUAUGAUGCUUGCUGCAUAUUUAAAUCUAGUACCUGAUGCAAAUAUUCAAAGGAUAUUUUUUAAAAAAUCUUGGGAAAAGCAUCAUUCUAAUGAAAGUUCUUUGUAAUGUGGUGCUCUAUCUUACACAUUUAAGAACAAUAUUGGAAAUAAGAAGUUUGUGUAAUAACUUGUUACAACUAAAUUUGCAGAAGCAAAUUUUCCUUUAAUUUAACAGUAGUUAAUCAGAACCUCUUAGGUACAUUUUCACAGGUGAAAAUGAUUGUAAUCUAUUUGUUUCUUCUUGUACUAUCCUGCUGAAUACUUCUUGCAAAGAGAAUUAUUCACUGAAAAUUUCUCACACAUACACCUAAACAAUUCUGUGCAAAGUACUUCAUUUUCCUGUUUGUUUGCUGCCACACCCACACAAAAUUGUACAUAAUAAUACUGUUUGUGAGAAAGAUAAAGGAUGGUGAGAGCAAUAUGUAUUUAAUGUGUGCAAUUGGUUUUGAGAUUCAUAUUGUUAUCUUGUUUAAGAAAAAUGCAUUAAUUAACUCCACUUAUUGUAAAAAAGUUAUUAUUGUUAAAUUGCCACAAGAUACACUAAUGAUCAUGUAUAACCUUGUACAUUGUAUGUAUCAAGAGCCUGACAUUAAUUCCAGUGGUUUUCACUUCAAUGCUGGAAUAUAUGUUUUCCAAACAUCCA